Drosophila eugracilis is the source of this 1020-nucleotide messenger RNA. RefSeq lists its product as uncharacterized. Lineage: Eukaryota; Metazoa; Arthropoda; Insecta; Diptera; Drosophilidae. Bases 327 to 953 code for a protein of 208 amino acids. The transcript has a single exon. The record is from RefSeq and is a predicted model, not a curated record.
UUUACUUUUCUUACUUCCUACUUGAGUAUUUAAUUUCUGGGUUUUUAUAACAGAAUAACAAAAAUUAUAGGAAAACUGAAAAUGAAUGUUGACUUUCUCUGUAAUUAUUUUCUAUUUCCUAUUUAUUUCUACUUAAAAAUAACACCUAAAACACCUUUGCCACUCUAUCUACUAGGAUCAUAUAGUACUCCCUGGAAAGCCAUUCGAUUUUCCAACUUACAAGUGUUUCAAAUUUUCUACGUUUGUUAUUGCUGAGAAAUAGAAAAACCAAAAAUAUUCAUUCCAUUUUAUUUCCCGACCCAAAUCGAGUGGAUAAGUUAUAGAAAAUGCCUGGACAGUACACCAACUACAAGUGCACCCGCUUAGCAUUGGUCCUGCUGCGUUGCAUUUGGGCCAUGUUUUACCUCUGGGGUAUGUUGCAUGCUGCAGCCAUCAUGCCGAUUCCAUACGAGCACUUGCAACCAGGCUUGUUCACGAAAAAACGUAUCUAUAUAAUGGACUAUAGGAGCCUAUUUGAUUUCAAAAUGAGCAAGGAGAUCUCCAACCAAGCCCUGGUGCUGCUAAUGAUGUUCGGUUUGUUUCGAAGCUGCCGUUGCAGUUUUGUUGGAUCUCGGAACUCGGUCCCUAAAAAGGAUAAUUCCGGUCUGAACUAUUGGCUAUUGAUCUUCCAGAUUCCCUACAUUAUAUACUUUCUCUUUUACUAUGCAGUAAGCAUCUUGAUAACUCUGUAUGCAUUUCUUCUUCUGGUAUUUAGAGAUCAAAGUGAUAGAACCUUAAUUGUGGCCUGCCAAGUGUUGACUGGCAUGAUCUUCAAGCUGCUGGUUUUGGCCAAUUUCUAUAUGGUCCUUGUGCGUAUCUGGGCCUAUUUGAACAUACUCCACGUGGAGGCGGCUAAGGGAAAACCUAACUAUGGCAACUUCGGUGAUCACUUGAAUUUGUUCUUUCGACUUUGAGGAAGUACGAAGUACCUUUCUUCAAUUUUCGUUCUUUUAGUUUAAAAUAAAAAUGGUCUCUUAGGCA